AUGAUCCGCUCGCUCAUCUCCAACAGCGCCGCGCGCGCUGCACGAUCCACCACCGUUGGUGCUGCAGCUCGCCCAGCCACCUCCGCCCUCGUCUCCAAACCUUCGCGAGGGCUUUUCACAAGCACCAAGACACACUUCGGAUCAGCCCCCAAACCAGCGCUAGCAGCAGCCGAAACUGCAGCGCCCGCCGCCGAGCAAUUCGACCCCCAUGCCCCCACGGCAAUGGACAAGCAGACGCCCCCUGCGCCUGGUGAGGACUUCAGGGUGGUCAUCGUCGGCGCCGGCAACAUCAACUUUGGCUCAGAUGAGGGCCCAUGGAACCACUCCUUCCGUCUGGAGCACAAGCUUGGUCCACGGCUCAAGGUGACCGCUCUGAUUGAUCCGAGCGCCGCACGCGCAGAUCAGGCAUUGACCGUCAAGCGCAACUCGUUCGUGCUCAGCGCGUACAAGGACACAAUCGUCUACCCUUCCUUUGAGGCGUACCUUGCUGCCCCGGAGCAGAAGGCCCUCAAGCCCCACGCUAUCUGGGUCGGCUCCCCGCCCGCGUAUCGUGGCCGGGAGGAGGAGGGGCGCAACCUGGAGAUGCAGCUGAUCAGGGCCUUCCCCGAUGUCGCCUUCUUCAUCGAAAAGCCGGUCUCGACGGGCCCAGUCGAGCAGGCGUUCAACAUUGCCAAGAGGCUCGAGGAGAGCAAGAACGUCGUCUCGGUCGGGUACAUGCUGCGCUACCUCAAGGUCGUCCAGAAGAUGAAGCAGAUCCUUGAGGAGAAUAACCUCAAGGUGAUGGCGACCAACGCACGCUACGUGAUGGCGUACGAGCAUACCGCCAAGCCCGACUGGUGGGACAAGAACCAGACGCUCGGCCCAAUCGUCGAGCAGGCUACCCACUUCUGCGAUCUGUCGCGCUACUUUGGAGGUGAGGUCGACCUGUCCACCGUCAUGGCGCACUCGCUCGAGCACUCGGAGCCCGCAGGCCAGCUGUCCAAGAUGCCGAUCGACGAGUCGAAAAUCCCUCCGGACCAGCGCAUCCCACGCGUCACAUGCGCCACGUGGAAGUACGAGUCGGGCGCUGUCGGAAGCCUGACGCACGCCGUCGCGCUCCAAGGCUUCAACUAUCAGACCGAGCUGGAUGUCUACGCGGACGGCUACUCGCUGCGCCUCGUCGAUCCGUACAACGCCCCCGUGCUCUACUUCCGCCGGCCGGGCGACGACCAUGAGGAGGUGGUACGCUACCAGAACGACGACCCGUUCUUCUCCGAGGUGAGCAACAUCAUCGACAUCAUCGAGAAAGGUCCCGGCGCCGCGCCCAUCCUGUCCAGCUACGAGGACGCGGUCAAGACGUACGCGCUCACCUGGGCCAUCCGCCAGGCGUCUGAGCGCACCUUCAAGGCGUACGGCAAGCCUGAUGCAUAG
Tilletiaria anomala UBC 951 is the source of this 1410-nucleotide messenger RNA. RefSeq lists its product as uncharacterized. Gene Ontology annotation, molecular function: nucleotide binding. Lineage: Eukaryota; Fungi; Basidiomycota; Exobasidiomycetes; Georgefischeriales; Tilletiariaceae. The coding region runs from base 1 to 1410 and encodes 469 amino acids. The transcript is spliced from 2 exons. The record is from RefSeq and is a predicted model, not a curated record.